Drosophila busckii is the source of this 1320-nucleotide messenger RNA. RefSeq names its product gamma-butyrobetaine dioxygenase. The record is from RefSeq and is a predicted model, not a curated record. Gene Ontology annotation, cellular component: mitochondrion. The transcript has 2 exons. Bases 1 to 1182 code for a protein of 393 amino acids. Gene Ontology annotation, biological process: carnitine biosynthetic process. Lineage: Eukaryota; Metazoa; Arthropoda; Insecta; Diptera; Drosophilidae. Gene Ontology annotation, molecular function: oxidoreductase activity.
AUGCUGCCAGAGAUCACACACGUUAGUCGGGAUGAGCAGCAGCAGCUGGUGCUGCUGCGAGCUGCGGGCGGACACGAGCAGCCGGCAAUGCAAUUCCCAGAGAUUUGGCUGCGCGACAAUUGCCAAUGCAAGAGCUGCUACUUGCCACAGACGCGCAGUCGCUUGCCACAUGGCUGGCACACCAAAGUGCAGGUGCGUGAGCUGAGCUGGUGCGUGGACACGCAGCGUUUGCAUAUCGACUGGAGCGACGAGCAUCAGUCCAGCUUUGAGCUGAGCUGGCUGCAAGCGCGCGACUUUGCACCAGCGAAUCGCAAGCGCUACUUAAGCGACUGCUACAGGCCGGAGCCGCGUCACUGGUCGCGUCAGCAGUACCCACAAAUACAGCGUGAGUUCGUCUAUGAGGAGCUGCUGCAGAGCGACGAGGCGCUGCUGCAGUGGCUGCAACAGUUGGCGGUCUAUGGUCUGGCAAUGAUCCGGCAGGCGCCGCUGGAGCUGAAUGUUCUGCAGACGCUUUGCCAGCGCGUCGGCUUUAUGCGACGCACUACCUACGGCCAUGAGUGGCAUGUGAGCGCUCAGCCGGGCGCCAGCAAUUACGCAUAUCUGGCGCAGCCACUGCCACUGCAUACGGACAUGCCCUACUUUGAAUACAAGCCCAGCAUCACUUUGCUGCAUACGCUGCAGCAAUCGGAUUCACCUGGUGGCUGGAAUCUGCUCACGGAUGCUUUUCAUGUCGCCGAUUUGCUGCGCGCCGAGCAUCCCAAGGCCUUCCAGAUGCUCAGCGAAACGCCCGUGGACUGGGCGGACAUUGGCAGUGAGAAGGGCUUGAGUUUCCACAACAUUUGGCGUGCGCCGGUUAUCAAUUUGGAUGUUCACGGUCGCUAUUUGCGCAUUAACCACAGCGUGCCGCAGCGUGAUAGCCACUUUAGCAUUCCGGCGGAGCAGGUGCGUCCUUGGUACGAGGCCAUGGCGCUGUUUGUGCGUCUGGCCAAUGAGCAGGCCUGCACAUUCAAAACCACACCCGGCGACAUUCUCACCUUUGACAAUCUGCGCUUGGUGCAUGGCCGCACCGGCUAUGACGACACGGACCGCAAUGUGCGCCACAUUGUGGGCGCCUUCCUCGACUGGGACAUUGCCUACUCGCGCUGGCGUGUGCUCAAGCAGUCCUUGGGCUACAAUAACUAGUUGCCAUCCUAAAUGUUUAAACAAUUUGACGCCUUAUCAGUACACAACACGUGAUGCCACAGCAAACAAAAUAAAAACAACAGCUUGUGUUCAAAAAGUAAAAGUUCAGCUGCCCUCUGAACUGCAAUGCAGGUCAAC